AUGGCCACUUCAGCGCCUUUCGGGGUUCUACCUCAAACCGAGGUUGUUGCUGACAAGGUGGAUGAGGUUAUCGAAGAAAAGGUUUAUGGAAAGUCUGGCCAUGAACGGAAAGAUAGUGAUACAGAAUCCUCGACGCUAGACUCCACGAGAGAAAAGGACGACGCCGCCAUUCGUACACUUGCAAGACAAAUCACACAAAAGUCCAUGGAAGGUGGCCAUGACCACAACAUCAACCCAUUUCUAGGAUCAAAUGACCCAAAACUCGACCCAUCAUCAGAAAAGUUUAGUUCUAGAGCAUGGAUGAAACAUCUGGCUCAUAUCCAAUCUCGCGAUCCAGAAAGAUAUCCCAACAGGACAGCAGGAGUAGCCUACAAGAAUUUGAACGCCCAUGGAUUCGGUGAGCCAACCGAUUACCAAAAGACGUUUGGUAACUACCCAUUGGAGAUCGCGGGUAUGGCCAAAAGAGUUCUUGGACUCAGCAAGCCAACCAAGAUUCAAAUUUUGAGAGACUUUGACGGACUUGUUAAGAGUGGAGAAAUGCUUGUCGUGCUUGGUCGACCUGGAUCCGGAUGCUCAACUCUAUUGAAGACAAUCUCCGGGGAGACUUCGGGAUUUUUUGUUGACAACAACACAUAUAUCAACUAUCAAGGAAUCCCAAUGAAGACUAUGCACAACGAUUUCAGGGGGGAAUGUAUAUACCAAGCAGAGGUUGAUGUACAUUUCCCUCAAUUGACCGUGGCGCAGACAUUAUCAUUUGCAGCCAAGGCGAAAGCUCCUCGGAACCGCAUACCCGGAGUUACAAGAGAACAAUACGCGGAUCAUCUUCGAGAUGUCAUGAUGACUACCUUUGGACUUUCUCAUACAUUCAAUACGAAAGUUGGCAAUGAUUUUAUUCGAGGGGUGAGUGGUGGUGAGAGAAAGCGUGUCAGUAUUGCGGAAGCUGCUCUAGGUGGAAGUCCUCUUCAAUGUUGGGACAACAGUACAAGAGGUUUAGAUUCUGCAACCGCGCUGGAAUUCGUCAAGACUCUUCGGAAUUCUACUGAGAUGACUGGAUCCACAGCUGUAGUCGCCAUUUACCAAGCUUCCCAGUCUAUCUAUGAUCUCUUCGACAAGGUGGCUGUACUCUACGAAGGAAGGCAAAUUUACUUUGGCAAUAUCCACGCGGCGAAGUCAUUUUUCAUUAACCUAGGGUUUGACUGUCCGGCUCGACAGACUACUGCGGACUUCUUAACAUCAAUUACAUCGCCAGCAGAGAGAAUCAUUCGACCUGGUUAUGAAGGCAGGACUCCAUAUACCCCAGAUGAAUUCGCUACCGUUUGGCAAAACAGCGAGGAUAGAGCACAGCUACUCCGGGAGAUCGACCAGUUUGAUGCAGAAUUUCCCAUUGGUGGACAGGCCCUUGACGAUUUCAAGCAUUCCAGGAAGGCAGCACAGGCUAAGGGUCAGCGAAUGAAGAGUCCAUAUACGAUUUCCCUUCCUAUGCAGAUCAAGUUAUGUGUGGAGCGUGGAUUCCAAAGACUCAGGGGUGAUAUGACUCUUCUUUUGACGGGUCUCAUAGGUCAAACUGCGAUGUCUUUGAUUAUUGGUAGUGUGUUCUACAACCUUCCAAAUGAUACCAACAGUCUUUACAGCAGAGGCGCCCUUCUAUUUUUUGCUAUCUUGAUGGCUGCGUUCCAGAGUAUGCUGGAGAUUCUCACUCUUUACGCGCAAAGGCCAAUAGUUGAGAAACAUACCAAAUACGCUUUCUAUCAUCCAGUUGCAGAGGCUUGCGGAUCUAUGCUGUGCGACAUACCGAAUAAAAGAACCCCGGGGCAUUUCUUUGUGUUCUUCCUGUUUACCUUUAUGUGUACUUUGACAAUGUCUAUGUUCUUCCGGUCUAUCGCUUCACUAUCACGAAGUUUGUCAGAGGCAAUGGCACCAGCUGCCAUCUUUAUUCUUUCAAUCGUCACUUACACUGGAUUUGCUGUCCCCAUUAGAGAUAUGCAUCCAUGGUUCCGGUGGAUCAAUUAUAUCGAUCCAGUUAGUUAUGGGUUUGAGGCUUUGAUGAUCAACGAGUUUCACGGCAGGCAGAUCCCCUGCUCAGUAUUUGUCCCCUCUGGCGGAAAUUACACAAAUGUUGGAGCGGAUGAAAGAAUUUGCUCCACCACUGGUGCUGCUGCUGGCGCAAAUUAUGUUGACGGCGAUAGAUACAUUGAGGUCAACUUUGGUUACUCUCAUACUCAUCUCUGGAGAAACUUGGGUAUCAUGAUCGCCUUUAUGUUGUUUGGUUGUGCUGUAUACCUAACCGCAAGCGAAUUUAUCUCGGCGAAAAAAUCCAAAGGAGAAGUCCUUCUAUUCCGCCGUGGCCGUAUACCCUAUAUUUCGAAAUCAUCUGACGAGGAAGCAAAAUUGGACGAUCGUAUGACCGCUGCAACUCUCGCCAGAACGAAGACUGUUCCAGAUGCUCCACCUAGUAUUCAAAAGCAAACUGCCAUAUUUCAUUGGGACGAUGUUCAUUAUGAUAUCAAGAUCAAGGGUGAGCCUAGGAAAUUGUUGGAUGGAGUUGAUGGAUGGGUCAAACCUGGAACUUUGACAGCUCUGAUGGGUGUCUCUGGUGCCGGAAAAACCACUCUUCUCGACGUUCUUGCCUCGCGUGUAACCAUGGGUGUUGUCACCGGACAAAUGCUCGUAGAUGGGCGCCAAAGGGAUAUUGGUUUCCAGAGAAAGACAGGUUACGUCCAACAGCAGGAUCUUCAUUUGGCUACAUCUACUGUUAGAGAGGCAUUGACUUUCAGUGCCGUUCUUCGUCAGCCCAAAGCUACCCCGCAAGCUGAAAAGCUCGCCUACGUUGAUGAAGUCAUCAAAGUCUUGGAGAUGGAAGAAUAUGCUGAUGCUGUUGUUGGUGUCCCAGGUGAAGGUCUUAAUGUUGAACAGCGUAAACGUCUCACAAUUGGUGUUGAGCUUGCUGCAAAGCCUGCUCUUCUUCUCUUCCUUGACGAACCAACUUCUGGUUUAGACUCCCAAACUGCCUGGUCUAUCUGUGCAUUGCUUCGUAAACUCGCCGACAAUGGUCAAGCCAUUCUUUGCACAAUUCAUCAACCUUCCGCCAUUCUGUUCCAAGAAUUUGAUCGUCUAUUGUUCUUGGCCCGAGGUGGAAAGACUGUGUACUUUGGUGGAAUCGGCGCACAUUCAAAGGUCCUGACUGAUUACUUUGAACGAAACGGUGCUCCUGCUUGUGGGGAUCUAGCUAAUCCUGCAGAAUGGAUGCUUGAAGUCAUUGGCGCCGCUCCAGGAUCCGAUACCUCGAUAGAUUGGCCAGAAACCUGGAAGAAUUCCAACGAACGUCAGCAAGUAAAGUCGCAUCUCGCAGAACUAAAGAAUACUCUGUCUCAUAAGGAAGUUGAGCACGAUCCAACUUCACUCAAUUCCUUCGCUGCAGGGUUUGUGGCCCAGAUGCAAGUAGUUCUUGUUCGGGUUUUCCAACAGUACUGGCGUACUCCUUCAUACCUUUACUCUAAGACUGCCCUCUGCACCUGUGUUGGUCUCUUCAUCGGAUUUUCAUUCUGGGACACCAAAACCUCCCUCCAAGGAAUGCAAAACCAACUUUUCGCCAUCUUCAUGCUCCUCACCGUCUUCGGUAAUCUCGUCCAACAAAUCAUGCCCCACUUCGUAACCCAACGCGACCUCUACGAAGUCCGCGAACGCCCCUCCAAAACUUAUUCCUGGAAAGUCUUCAUCCUCUCCAACAUCAUCGUCGAACUCCCCUGGAAUACCCUCAUGGCCGUCAUCAUCUUCGUAACAUGGUACUACCCCAUCGGCCUCUACCACAACGCCGAAAUGACCCACGCCGUCACCGAGCGCGGCGGUCUCAUGUUCGCCUUCGUCUGGGCUUUCCUCAUGUUCACAUCCACCUUUACCGAUUUCAUCAUCGCGGGCAUGGACUCGGCGGAAACCGCCGGAAAUCUCUCGAACCUCAUGUUCUCCCUCUGUCUCAUCUUCUGCGGAGUUCUCGCCUCCCCAACCGCUCUCCCCGGCUUCUGGAUCUUCAUGUACCGCGUCUCACCCUUCACAUAUCUCGUAUCCGGAAUGCUAUCCACCGGACUCGCCAACACACAAGUCAUCUGCGAUUCCAUCGAAUACCUACACUUCAAUCCUCCCUCCUCUCAAACAUGUGCCGAAUAUCUCAAUCCCUACAUAAGCACCGCAGGCGGAUACCUCAAUAAUCCGGACGCGCGCACAAACUGCGAGUUCUGUAGCGUGAGCGACACGAAUGUUUUUCUAGCGCAGGUUAAUGUCUAUUAUAAGGAUGUGUGGAGGAAUUGGGGCUUGUUGUGGGUUUUUAUCCUGUUUAAUGUGAUGGGUGCUAUUGGUAUGUAUUGGGUGGCGAGAGUGCCGAAGGGUGCUAGUAGGGGUGAGGAUGAGGAUGGGAAUGGGAAAGUUGUGAAAAAGGGUUGGUUUGAGAAGAAGAAGAUGAUGAAGAAGGCGGAUGCUUAG
Molecule: messenger RNA, 4473 nt
Organism: Sclerotinia borealis F-4128
Lineage: Eukaryota; Fungi; Ascomycota; Leotiomycetes; Helotiales; Sclerotiniaceae
Source: the annotation of a GenBank genome assembly